Molecule: messenger RNA, 1096 nt
Organism: Zingiber officinale
Lineage: Eukaryota; Viridiplantae; Streptophyta; Magnoliopsida; Zingiberales; Zingiberaceae
Exons: 2
Coding region: 84-824 (246 amino acids)
Molecular function (GO): protein binding
Source: RefSeq, a predicted model, not a curated record
UCGAGAGUCGACUCUCUCUCUUUCGGGUCAACAAUUGCGGACGAUCAGGCGUAGCAGAUCCGGCGUUGCUUCGUCGGAGGGCGAUGGCGUCGACUUCCGUGCCCGCUGGCGCUCUUUUCCGGGGGGCUUCCUCCGCCUGCUGCAGUGGCGGAACCCUCCUUCUUCCAGCCGGAGGAGGCCUCCGGCUCCGCCCCCACCUCCGUUUCGCCGUGUCCCAGCCAUUCGACGGCCGACGCCGCCGCUCGGUGCUCCAAUUUCAAACUACUCGAUCGCAUCCGUUUAUGUUGACUCGGGUGGUAAGUAGAGAUGGUGAGGGAAACCAAAGCACGGAGGAGAUCAUUGUGGACGAGCAAACACUUCAACGGGAUCUAGAAUCAGCAAUUGAAGAUGAAGACUAUGCCCGUGCUGCUACGAUCAGGGAUCGCCUUCGUCUUCUCCACGAGGAUAGCAAAGCUGCUGUUUUGGCUGCGAAUGCCAGAUUCUACCGGGCUUUCAGGAAUGGCGAUCUUGCAUCUAUGCGGUCAAUAUGGUCUAAAGGGGAUCACGUAUAUGUGAUACAUCCUGGAGCAGGAAGGAUAUCUGGCCAUGACAUGGUGAUGGGAAGCUGGGAAAUCGUGUGCAACGCUGACUAUGACUUUCCUCUCCAAAUCGAUCUGAAGAAUGUCGAGGUGCAUGUUCGUGGAGAUGUCGGGUACGUUACAUGCAUGGAGGUCGUGAAGACGAAAGGAAGCAGCUGGGGAAAGCAGGUAGCGACGAACAUGUUUGAGAGGAUUGACGGGCAGUGGUUCAUCUGCAUUCACCAUGCUUCACACAUCGAUGACUGAAAUGUGUUCAUGCUUUCUUCCGUCUCUCUGCUUGUUUUGAGAGAUUUCAUGAACUUAACUUUGGUUAUUCCAUCUUGUACGCCCCAUAUCGACAUAGUUAACAGCACUUCAACAUAGUUACAAGAGUUCAUUCGUUGUCGAGUAGAAAGUCAAAACUUUAUUUUAUCUCGUUGUUAUCCCUAUUCAAUGUUGAGUUGACUUACUUGGGUACAGAAUGUAAAGAAUGUGAUUUCACCUAUUUCUGAGAAACAAUAAAUAUGGACUUGAUAUCU